AUGUUGCAGCCUCAGAAAAUAAAACGGCAGAAGUGUGACCUUGCGGAGAAGCUACGUUUCUACCUUGCGGCCGCCAAAGUUGCGAAACGGUGUUUGGACGAACUCGUCCAGAAUGUUGUCGGCGGACUGGAAGGAUGUGAAGUCCAGUUCGCGGACGUCAAGUCGCUCGAAAGCACGGAACGCAAGACCGUCAACUUUUAUAGCGGAGACGUCCGGAAGGUCGCCGACAUGGCUCGCUUGUCCGUGGUCUGCAAGAAGCCGGAGGACCUCAAGCAGGCAUACUUGGGCAUCACGAGAAAACUAAAGCCACGAGAUAUUUUUCGGGUCACUAACGGGUUCAUCUCCGACUGGAUGCCCAGCGGCUACCGGGAUGUGAAACUGAACGCCGUUGUUAACGGGCAUCUAUGCGAGAUUCAGCUGCACCUCCGGGAGUUCUACAACUUAAAGCGCCAUCAGCACGUUGUGUACGAGUGGGCGCGGGAUCUUAACGUGACUAAGGCGAUGGUAGCGGACCAACUCUUCGAGAACCUGUCGCGCGAGGUUAUGGAUGAGAUGAUCCACCUGGCUGAGGGCAACUGGCAUGAGACCGGGUUUUUGCUGCCGCGCUUGCAGCUUUCCGCUGGGCGGUACGCCCAUGCAGAGGAUGGGCACAGAAAGGCGCUCUCUGAGGCCGAGCGCACCGUUCGAGGUUUGAAGGACAACGCAACCAAGGAAUGGAAGUGGGUGUUCCGCCAAGAAAUUCAAGCGGCGGCUGAUCUUGGUGACUGUUUGGAGCGACAGGGCAAGUACGACGAGGCGGAACCGUUGUACACUAGAGCUAUCGUUGACGGAGAGAAGACCCUUGGUGAAGGUCAUCCGGAAAUUGCUGUGUGGAUGAACGACAAGGCCAUCGUGGUGCAGAAUCAGGGGAAGUAUGAAGAAGCCGAACGACUGUUCAAGCGCGCCAAGGACAUAAAUGAGAAACUUUUCGGUGAGGAGCACCCGGAGGUUGCCACGGUCCUCGACAACUGGGCCUCGUUCUUGGCGGAGAGUAAGCAGGCUAUUCGAGAGAAGGUCCUGGGCCUGGAUCAUCCAGAUGUAGCCCAGUCGCUCAACAACCGGGCGGCGUUGCUACAGCUGCAGGGCGAGUACUCCGAAGCAGACCCUUUCUUCAAAAGAGCUGCUGCAAUCAACGAGGCGGUUCUUGGGCCACAACACCCAACAGUGGCUGCAGACUUCAACAACCGUGCGGAGUUAUUGCGCGAGCAGGGCAAGUGCGCUGAAGCGGAGCCACUCUACGAGCUUGCGAUCAAGAUCUGGGAGGAGGCACUCGGGGCUGAGCACCCGAACAUGGCCGUCGGACUCAACAACCAGGCCCAGUUGUUGGAGAGUCAGGGCAAGUAUGAGCAGGCUGACCACAAGUACCGCCAAGCUAUUGAGAUUGGCGAGAAAACGCUGGGUCGUGAUCACCCCAACGUGGGGACCUGGCUCAGCAACCGAGCUGGUUUGUUGGAGACGCAGUGUGACUAUACCGAGGCGGGCCCUCUGUACCUAAGGGCGAUCGAGAUAGGAGAAAAAGCGCUUGGCCCUGAUCACCCAGACAUUGCGACGAGGCUCAACAGGCGGGCGGGGUUGUUGCGAUUGCAGCUCGAAGCAAGCCAGCAGUCCUGUCUCGAGAAGAGCUCGACACGUUCGGCGCAGAUCGAAGAAAUGAUGUCAUUCAACUAUCGACGCAAUCUAUAG
Molecule: messenger RNA, 1722 nt
Organism: Ectocarpus siliculosus
Lineage: Eukaryota; Phaeophyceae; Ectocarpales; Ectocarpaceae
Source: the annotation of a GenBank genome assembly